UGCAGCGCGUACAGAAAUGCGGACGUGAGAGGGCGCGUGCGAACCACGGACGGGCUCGAGCCCGUCAGCCGCUGCCUUGGGCCCCCUGCAGGCCCUGCCGCGCGCCCCGGGCCGCGUUUCGGUCCCGGUGGUGUUUGGCCCCGACCGCGCGCCGUCCGCGGCUCCUCGGUUGUCAUAGAGACUGGGUUGCGGCCCGACUUGAGGACGCUGAGGAGACCGGCGGUGACCUGGACCGGGGUUGGCGGCGACGGAAGCAGGAUGUCUUUCCGCGAGCUCCGCAGUAAGACGACUCCUUGCCCCGUGGCCCGCGCGGCUCCCUGACGUUCGGGCUCCGGAGCUGAGGGCGCGGCGCUUCCCCUUCCCGCCGAGGCCGCUGCCCAGGCCCUGUGUGACGCGGGGUGCUUCCAAAAGGCCGAAGAAAAUCAAGUUAAAAGAUGCGUUUCUUGGGGUGUCAAAAUGUUUGAAAUUCCUGCAGUUUUUUCAUAAUACACAUUUUCCACGCAGUUUUUAAAGAGCUCCUCUCCCCCCAUCUCUCGGCGGUUUGUUCGGUGAUCACAAGAUUUUACAGAGAUGAUGAGAGCGUUGGGUUACCCACGACAUAUUUCCAUGGAAAAUUUCCGCACCCCCAAUUUUGGACUCGUAUCCGAGGUGCUGCUGUGGCUUGUGAAAAGGUAUGAGCCGCAGACUGACAUCCCUUCUGACGUAGAGACCGAACAAGAUCGAGUUUUCUUCAUCAAGGCAAUUGCCCAGUUCAUGGCCACAAAGGCACAUAUAAAGCUCAACACAAAGAAGCUGUACCAGGCGGAUGGCUAUGCGGUAAAGGAGCUGCUGAAGAUCACAUCUGUCCUGUAUAAUGCCAUGAAGACCAAAGGGAUGGAGGGCUCUAAGAUGGGAGAGGAAGACAUCAGCAAGUUCAAGUUUGACCUGGGCUCCAAGGUGGCCGACCUGAAAGCAGCCAGGCAGCUUGCUUCUGAGAUCACUUCCAAAGGAGCAUCCCUGUAUGACUUGCUGGGCAAGGAGGUUGAGCUGAGGGAACUGAGAACAGAAGCCAUUGCAAGACCGCUGGAAAUCAAUGAGACUGAAAAAGUAAUGAGAAUUGCAAUAAAAGAGAUACUGGUGCAGGUUCAGAAGACAAAGGACCUGCUCAAUAAUGUGGCCUCUGAUGAAGCUAAUUUAGAAGCCAAAAUUGAAAAGAGGAAAUUAGAACUGGAAAGAAAUCGGAAGCGUCUCCAGACCCUGCAGAGCGUCAGGCCUGCCUUUAUGGAUGAGUAUGAGAAGAUUGAGGAAGAAUUGCAAAAGCAGUAUGAUAUUUAUCUCGAGAAGUUUCGAAAUUUAGCGUACCUAGAACAACAACUUGAAGAUCAUCAUAGAAUGGAGCAAGAGAGGUUUGAGGAGGCUGAGAACACCUUGCGCCUGAUGCAGAACAAGCUGAAGGAGGAGGAGAGGCGGCUGCUCAAGGCUGGAGGUAAUGAUGACUCAGACAUAGACAUCCAGGAGGACGACGAGUCCGACAGUGAGGUGGAAGAGAGGCGGCCGAGCAAGCCGCGGACGGCGAUGGAGGUGCUCAUGCAAGGACGACCCAACAAGCACAUCGUGGGCACCAUGCAGGGUGGCGACUCUGAUGACGACGAUGACUCGGAGGACAGUGAGAUUGACAUGGAAGAUGAUGAAGAAGAUGAUGAUGAUUUGGAAGAUGAGAGCAUUGUUAUGUCACCGGCUAAGCCCAGCCGAAGGGUCCGAAAGCCUGAGCCCCUGGAUGAAAGUGACAAUGACUUCUGACCCCCUUGCCAAGCACGUUACAAACUUCAGGCUUGUAGGUAAAUGGAAGAUGGGAAGGCUGGGAACUGGACGUGUAUUCUGUUCCCUAUACCAGCUGGACCUGUCACUGUUAAUGCAGUUAUUUGUUCUUGCAUUUUUGCCUCCCACAUGUGGAUUCCACAGAGUUUAAAUAAGAACUGUCCCAAACCCCAAAGCCUUGCUUUUGCCUUCUUUAUCUCCUGCCACCUGCUUAGUGCUGGCGUUCUCAGCGAUCCACA
Messenger RNA from Ochotona curzoniae (black-lipped pika), 2036 nucleotides. RefSeq names its product clusterin-associated protein 1. Gene Ontology annotation, cellular component: intraciliary transport particle B; centrosome; cilium. Lineage: Eukaryota; Metazoa; Chordata; Mammalia; Lagomorpha; Ochotonidae. Gene Ontology annotation, biological process: cilium assembly. The coding region runs from base 571 to 1779 and encodes 402 amino acids. The record is from RefSeq and is a predicted model, not a curated record. The transcript has 12 exons.